AAGCGUAAGAAAAUCGACCAAUCCCUAUUGAAUAUUAGGUUGUCCGUAACCCCACCACUUUUGUCCGCAAAACGUAAAACGUAAUGUCGAAAAAUUCCGUAAGGAUGAAAUUCUUACGGCGUACGGCUAUGGCCAACCAAUCACGAAGCACGAGAUACAUACUUUUUAAGUUUAAAAUGUAACGUCAAACUAGUAAGGUUAUGUGUACAUACAGCAUCCGCAGCAAAAUGAGUGAUCACAGUCAAUAUUGUAAUACUGCAGUUCAAGAAUUAGGAGAUGAUGAAUUAGUUCACGACAAUGAUAACUUAAAAGAAAGUGAUGAGCUGCUUAUUGAUGCAGUGAGAGCAUACCCGCACCUGUAUAACCACCAAGACCGGAAUUUUAAAGACCAAAUGAUGAAAGAGAAUUCAUGGAAAGAAAUAUCCUUGGCUGUGAACAUUCCAGUUUCUGAUUGUCAAAAUCGGUGGAUAAGGUUGCGUGAAAGAUUUGGAAAAGAGAAGCGCCAACGAGAGUUAGAUUCAAGGAGUGGCAGUGGAGUUUCUCGACGAACUGGUUUUACUUAUUAUGAAAAUAUGUCAUUCCUAAAUGAUCACAUUAAAAGAAGAAAGACCCACACAAAUAUUUCAAGUUCAAAAAUUCCAAAGACUGGAGAGGUUCACACACACGUUUCAUUGGGCACAGCUUUAUCAGCGAUUCAAAUGCAGCCAUAAAUAAAUAAUGAAAACGUUACAAGAACAGAAGCCCAAACACCCAAUAUCCCUUUACAACUCUCCAACACAGGAGAUGAAGGAUUCAUCUCAUCAUGUACAAACUUUUCAUUACCAUUUAAGAAACAAAUUUUGCAACACGCUGGCACUACUUCAUCAACUAUUUUAUUAGAAAAUAGUCCCUCAACAUCAAGUAGUAUAUCUAGGCGUUGUACAGAUACACCUUGCAAUCUAAAUGAAUCUGAUGAAUCAACCAGAAGCUCACUGUUUUCACUCAGAGA
Messenger RNA from Wasmannia auropunctata (little fire ant), 988 nucleotides. RefSeq names its product transcription factor Adf-1-like. Gene Ontology annotation, biological process: regulation of transcription by RNA polymerase II. The record is from RefSeq and is a predicted model, not a curated record. Gene Ontology annotation, cellular component: transcription regulator complex; nucleus. NCBI's taxonomy places the organism in Eukaryota, Metazoa, Arthropoda, Insecta, Hymenoptera, Formicidae. Bases 201 to 710 code for a protein of 169 amino acids. The transcript has 3 exons.